CUAUGCACUCUUCCUUGUAUAAAGCUUCUCUGUACCUCCAAUGGAAUCCGGAGAGGUCAAACAAGAAGUUGGAAGUAAACGAAAGCUGCAAUGAAACGAAAUAUAUCCAUGUUUCUUCAGCUUCUGCUCAUAAUUCUGAUGAUGAUCAGCUUCUUAUUUACUUCUCUUCUUGUACCUUCCGUCUCUGCAACAAAUCUCAAUACCAUUUCCACCUGUUUAAUCAAUUACAACGUCAGUAACUUCUCUGUUUACCCAACAAAGAAUCAUGCUGGUAAUAGUUACUAUAACUUGCUUGAUUUCUCCAUUCAGAAUCUCCGAUUCGCAGCGUCCUCUAAACCAAAACCAACGGUCAUUAUCGUACCAGCGAGCAAGGAGCAGCUGGUGAGCAGCGUUCUUUGUUGCAGACAAGGUUCUUAUGAAAUCAGAGUAAGGUGCGGAGGACACAGUUAUGAAGGAACUUCUUACGUUUCCUUUGAUGGUUCCCCAUUUGUUGUAAUUGAUUUGAUGAAAUUAGAUGACGUUUCAGUAGAUUUGGAUUCCGAAACCGCGUGGGUACAAGGUGGCGCUACACUUGGCCAGACUUAUUAUGCCAUUUCCCGGGCCAGUGACGUUCAUGGAUUUUCAGCUGGUUCUUGCCCAACAGUUGGAGUUGGGGGCCACAUUUCCGGGGGUGGCUUUGGAUUUUUAUCAAGAAAAUAUGGACUUGCUGCUGAUAACGUGGUGGAUGCUCUUCUUGUUGAUGCGGAAGGACGGCUAUUAGAUCGCAAAGCCAUGGGAGAAGAAGUGUUUUGGGCCAUCAGAGGUGGUGGUGGAGGAAUUUGGGGAAUCAUUUACGCCUGGAAAAUCCGAUUGCUCAAAGUGCCCAAGACCGUGACUAGUUUCGUAGUCCCUAGGCCUGGCUCCAAACGAUAUGUGUCCCAACUAGUUCACAAAUGGCAACUUGUUGCACCAAAGUUAGACGAUGACUUUUACCUAUCGAUUUCCAUGAGCUCUGCUAGUAAAGGAAACAUUCCUAAUGAAAUAAAUGCCCAAUUCAGCGGAUAUUACCUUGGUACGAAAACCGAAGCCAUUUCCAUCUUGAAUGAGGCCUUUCCGGAGUUGGGAGUUCUUGAAGAUGACUGCAAAGAAAUGAGUUGGAUUGAAUCAACACUUUUCUUCUCCGAAUUAGAUGACGUUACGAACACCUCCGAUGUCUCUCGUUUGAAAGAGCGUUACUUUGAAAACAAAUCAUACUUCAAAGCCAAAUCAGACUAUGUGAAGACCCCAAUUUCAGUGGGAGGGAUUAUGACAGCUCUUGAUGUUCUUGAGAAAGAACCCAAUGGACAUGUCAUCUUUGACCCUUAUGGUGCAGCCAUGCAGAGAAUUAGCGAGGAAGCUAUUGCUUUCCCUCAUAGAAAGGGUAACCUUUUCGGAAUUCAAUAUCUAGUAGUGUGGAAAGAAAAGGAAAAUACUAUUGUCAAGGGCAAUGGGUACAUAGAGUGGAUAAGAGAGUUUUACAAUACAAUGGCACCCCAUGUUUCAACUUCACCUAGGGCAGCUUAUGUCAACUAUAUGGAUCUUGAUCUUGGAGUGAUGGACGACUACUUAUUGCUAAAUACUAGUAUUACUGCCUCUGCUGAUCAUGCCGUGGAGAGAGCAAGGGUCUGGGGUGAAAAGUAUUUCUUGAAUAACUAUGAUAGAUUGGUCAAAGCUAAGACAAAUAUUGACCCACUAAACGUUUUUCGACAUCAACAGGGCAUCCCUCCUAUGUUCGCCUCAAUGCAAGAGCAUACCUAUAGUAGUAAAUGAGAUAUAU
Molecule: messenger RNA, 1795 nt
Organism: Nicotiana attenuata
Lineage: Eukaryota; Viridiplantae; Streptophyta; Magnoliopsida; Solanales; Solanaceae
Product: reticuline oxidase-like
Exons: 1
Coding region: 91-1788 (565 amino acids)
Molecular function (GO): FAD binding; oxidoreductase activity
Source: RefSeq, a predicted model, not a curated record